AUGCAACAGGGUGUGCAAACGGACGCAACAUGUAACAUCCAACAAUGUUGGGAGUUGUUGGUCAAUAAUGUUGCGUCCGUCUGCACGCAGCCUAAGUGAAUGCGAAGCACCUAGUUUUAUGCUUUUGCUGUGUUAUUAAUUACAUACAGACAUUGACGAAUGUGCCAUUGGAAGCCAUGGCUGUGUCACUGGUUCAUCCAUUUGUGUCAACACUAUUGGAUCGUUUAAGUGUUCUUGUAACUUUGGUUACGACUUAGUCUCUGAGACUUGCCUUCCAGGUACAAUUUCGCUCUAAAGUGUUGUACAUCACUUGAUAUCUGGUUAUGAAUUUGGACUCUUUCUUUUCGAGUUCUGAGCAUCCAAACAACAUUGCUAGUGAAAUGGCAUAGACAGGAGCUCAUUGACCUAAUUUUCAAAAAAGAAAAAAUAAACGUAUUAACCAUUUCACUCGUAAAAAGUGGCCAAAUAAUUUUUUUCGUCUCAAUCCAAUUUUAUUUCUUCAAAAUCCAAAACUAUAAACAGUAAUAUGUAAAAGGUCUGUUAUUAGAGGAUGUUAGCAUCGACAACGAGUACGAGUUCUAGAACCAGAUCGGCGAUUUUGCGUACUGCAUGCGCAUCCGUUCUGCGCAUCUCCAUGUUUUCAAGUCGUCCUCUCAAGUUGCACUACGACGAGUUCUCACCAAAAACUCGAAGUGGGUAGAACGACUGGGAAAAGCUGGUUUUCAAGGGUAAAUUCCGAUCGUUUAAUGCAGUUUCUUUUCGUUUCUACCCUCUCUUUAUCAUCUUGAACAUUCCUUAUAUUGUUCUAUAUAAAAUACUGCUUUUGAAGUCGAGGAAAAGCAACCGAACGCGAUAUUUCCUACACAGAGUAAAUUUGCAUUUACCCGGGAAAUCUCUCCACAGGCCUCCCAGCUCACGAAAUAACCCCGAAAAUUGCCAUUAAUUGGUCGAAAAUAUCCCAACAGUCGAAGCGGAAUCCCAUAAUUUUAUUUUCUAUAAACUCGAAGUCGGUGUCAUCGCUAACAUAGAAAGCUGAGAAAACGACUUCGAGUACGAGUACGGCUUGAAGUCGUUCUCGUACUCGUACUCGUUAUUGAUGCUAACAUCCUCUAAUAUAAAUGGUAGCACUUGUUCCAAGAGUAAAUCAAGUGGAAAGUUAUUAAAAAAAAGCCGAUACCUGGAAGGAAUCUGUGUUGUGUACCUAUAGAUUUAUAGACAAUCAAAGAAACUCGUCAAACAGUUAUCUUCCAGCAAAUCGCAACAAAAUUUAAUCGGUUAAAUCUGUAAAUGCAGUAAUGGUGAGUUUGCAGUGAUAAAUUGCCGAUUGUAAAAAUUUCCCACAGAAAAACGCAUAGACUGCUCACAGUCCCCUAUUUUUGGUAAGAUCGGCCGGCGGUCAUUUUGGUUCAAUAUGUAAAAAAAUAAAAAUUUACCGAGGGGCGGGACAUAUAUAAGAUGGGCGCCCGUAAAGCAAAAUCUUCGAUCUUGGCGAUCUUGCUGAAAAAAAGUGAAUAGUCUAAAAAUCGCACGAUAAAAUAGCGCUGAAAACCACGUGCAUAUAAUGACCUUGAUAGAGAUGCUUUUCUUUUUCUUCAGUAUUUUACGCCACAUUUAACUGUGACAAUGCAAUGGAACUGUUUGCUGAUGAUACAAGUCUAGGAAACGACAAUAGUAACUGGAGGGCUUCCUUUACCUACACUAUAAUAGGAAACCCUCGAGUUAUUUCCGUGGUAGGAGCGGACUUUGGAGGAGGAUUUGGAAUACUUGGCUCCACUACCAAUGGUCUGUUAACCAAUGAAAGCUGGAAGUGCACCGGUGUUCUGUAUCCCGGAUGGAAUUCCCCGGAUUUUGAUGAUCAGAAUUGGCCUUCCGCAAGAGUGUUUGGAGUUAAUUCAGCUGAUUCUCCGUGGAGAAUGAUGAUAAGUGGUAUUGAGGCGACAGCAAAGUGGAUAUGGGCUGCUGAUCAGGAUAAUGGUGUUGUUUAUUGUAGAUUGAAUCUACAGUAG
This is a messenger RNA of Porites lobata, 2006 nucleotides long. NCBI's taxonomy places the organism in Eukaryota, Metazoa, Cnidaria, Anthozoa, Scleractinia, Poritidae. The record is from the annotation of a GenBank genome assembly.